GCGCGCUCUCUCUCUCUCUCUCUCUCUCUCUCUCUCUCUCUCUCUCUCAGCAUCUCCCCCUCCAUCCCCCGCCUCUCCGCGCUCUGGAGUCUGGAUGUGCGAUGGAGAAGCGACGCGUUUAACCGGAUUGCUGUUGUAGCUGUUGGAGAGCACGAGUCAUCUUAUUUUUCCGCACUCUCUCUCUCUCUCUCUCUUUUCUCUCUUUUCUCUUGGACUUGCACUGUGGCUUUCUUUUAAAAACAUUGUUUUUGUCUCCUUUUUGCCCGGAGCUCAUGAAUUGAAGUUGGGCGCGUGAUUUCGGCGUGUCACCGGGGGGAGAGCCGCGCGCUCUUGCUUGCCGUUUCUGCGCACACCAUGGCGCGCGCCGGUGGAUACGAGCGUGUGAGAGGGGCUCUGGCUGGUGCAGUUUGGAUGGCUUUGCUGUGCAUCGUCUCCAGGACGCAGGGUUCUCAGACGCCACGUAGUUUUGUAGAGCUGCGUUUCGUGUUGGAGCCGCAGGACGUGGUAACAAUAAGAGGUGGUGUACUACAGCUGGACUGCCAGGCACGAUCUGACCGUGGCCUUCCCUCCAUCUCAUGGAAGAAGGAUGGCGUGCUGCUGAGCUCGGUGGUGGACGAGCGGAGACAGCAGCUGGCGAAUGGAUCACUUCUAGUGCAGAAUGUGGUGCACUCGCGCCAUCACCGACCUGAUGAGGGAGCCUACCAGUGUUUGGCCACUCUGGAGGGCGUAGGGGCCAUCGUCAGCCGCACAGCCAAGGUUACUGUUGCUGGUCCUUUACGCGUGGUGGUCCCCACCGAGUCGGUCUCGUCCUACAUGGGUGACACAGCAUUGCUGCGCUGCGAGGUGACAGGCGAGCCCAUGCCUGUAGUUCGCUGGCAAAAGAACCGCGACGAGUUGCCCCUGACCUUUGACCCCGACAGCAGGGUGGUGGUGCUGCCCUCCGGCUCACUGCAGGUCAGCAAGGUGCAGCCACCUGACGCUGCCACCUACCGCUGCCUGGCGGAGAACCCGGGGAGCGCUCGCACAGGCACGGACGCUGAUCUGAGGGUAUUACCAGAGCCUGGAGUAGUGAGGAAUCUGGUCUUCCUCCAGAGACCCAUGAAGGUCACGGCUCUACAGGGCAGAGAUGCUGUGCUGGAAUGUUCCGCCUCUGGCUACCCAACCCCCUCCUUCUACUGGAUGAGAGGCAGCGAGAUGAUCCAAAUCAGAUCGAGGAAGUACUCGUUGCUCGGCGGCAGCAACCUGCUAAUCAGCAGCAUCACGGAUGACGACUCGGGCGCGUACAGCUGCGUAGCGUAUAACAAAAACGAGAACAUCACUUCUUCAUGUGAGCUCUCUGUGCUAGUGUUGCCCCAGUUCUUGAACUACCCAUCCAACACGUACGCAUACGAGAGCUCGGACAUCGAGAUGGAGUGUGCGGUGACGGGUAACCCUCAGCCCACCGUGCGCUGGAUGAAGAACGGAGAAGCAGUCAUCCCCAGUGACUACUUCCAGAUCGUGGAUGGUGGGAACCUGCAGAUUUUGGGCCUGGUGCGUUCAGAUGAAGGAUUCUACCAGUGUGUGGCAGAGAACGAAGCAGGCAAUGCCCUGGCAAUGGCCCAACUUAUACUCCUGGAACUCGUUGUCCCGAGCUCAGGCGUCCUCCCCUCCUUCCCCCGGGACGUGACCCCCGUGCUUGUGUCCAGCCGCUUUGUGCGCCUUUCCUGGCGCCCCCCUGUGGAGACGCGUGGCACCAUCCUCACCUACGGAGUCUUCUACACGCAGGAGGGCAUCAACAGAGAGCGUUCGGUGAAUGCGACGGAGCCAGACAGUCUCCAGUUGACGGUGAACAAUCUGAAACCUGAGGCGGUUUAUAUCUUCAGGGUGGUGGCCUACAAUGAGCAGGGGCCAGGAGAGAGCUCUGAGCAAAUCCGGCUCUCAACACAGCCUGAAUUGCAGAUCCCUGGUCCUGUGGAGAACCUCCGAGCCGAGGCCAUGUCCCCGACCUCCAUCCAGGCCUCAUGGGAUCCUCCAGCAUACGCCAACGGCCCCAUCCAAGGCUACCGGCUCCUCUGGACCGAGACCUCCACUGGCAAAGAGCAGAGCAUAGAGGUGCUUGGGCAAAGCUACAAAAUGGAAGGAUUGAAGAAGUUUACAGAGUAUUCGUUACGUGUCCUGGCACUGAACCGCCACGGGCCGGGCAUCACCACAGAAGAUAAGCUCAUCACAACCUUCUCUGAUGUUCCGAGUGCUCCUCCCCAGAACAUCUCUCUAGAAGUGAUCUACUCGCGGAGUAUUAAAGUGAGCUGGCAGCCUCCUCCGGCCAACACACAGAACGGUUUCAUCACCGGCUACAAGAUCCGCUACCGUAAAACGGGCCGGCGAGGAGAGCAGGAAGCCAUCGAACCCAACAACCUGUGGUAUCUGUUCACAGGGCUGGAAAAAGGCAGUCAGUACAGCUUUCAAGUGGCGGCCAUGACGGUCAAUGGCACAGGCCCUAGCAGCGAAUGGUACACUGCAGAAACGCCAGAAAACGACCUUGAUGAGACCCAGGUUCCGAACCAGCCAAGCUCCCUGCAUGUCCGGCCCCUUCCCAACAGCAUCAUCAUGAGCUGGACACCCCCACUGAACCCCAACAUUUUGGUGAGGGGUUACAUCAUUGGCUAUGGCGUAGGGAGUCCCUAUGCUGACACAGUACGAGUGGACAGCAAGCAGCGCUACUACUCCAUUGAAAACUUAGAGCCCAGCUCCCAUUACGUGAUCUCACUAAAGGCCUUCAAUAAUGCAGGAGAAGGUGUACCACUGUAUGAGAGCGCUGUCACCAGAUCCAUGUCAGAUCCUGUUGACCCAUCAGACGAUGAUUUGUUCCAUCUGUUUGAUAAUUUUCCCACCCCCAUCCCAGAUACGUCCACUCCCAUGAUCCCCCCUGUAGGCGUGCAGGCUGUGGCUCUCUCCUCGGACUCAGUCAGGGUGAGCUGGGCCGAUAACUCCAUGAGCAAAAACCAGAAGAGCAGCGAAACGCGCUAUUACUCCGUCAAAUGGAGGGGCAGUCACUCCAGCAGCAGCAAGUACAAGUCUGCAGACACCACAGGACUGAGUCACACGGUAACAGGUCUGAAGCCCAACACCAUGUACGAGUUUGCUGUCAUGGUAACGAAAGGCCGCAAGUCGAGCACCUGGAGUAUGACGGCACACGCCACCACGUAUGAAGCAGCACCGAGCUCCGCCCCGAAGGACCUGACUGUGAUUGGUCGAGAGGGUCGUCCCAGAUCAAUUCUCAUCAGCUGGCAGCCGCCACUCGAAGCUAAUGGCAAGAUAACAGGUUAUAUAGUGUACUACACAUUGGAUAAGAACAUGGCCAUCGAUGACUGGGUGAUGGAGCCCAUUAGUGGAGACAGACUCACCCACCAGGUCAUGGAUCUGAAUCUCGACACUGUCUACUAUUUCCGCAUCCAGGCCAAAAACGCCAAGGGGGUGGGGCCUCUCUCUGACCCCGUCCAGUACAGGACAUCCAAAGUCGAACAUCCAGACAAGAUGGCCAACGACCAAGGUCGUCAUGGAGACAGUGGCUACUGGCCUUCGGACAAUAACCUGAUUGACAGGAGCAGCCUGAAUGAGCCACCCAUUGGUCAGAUGCGGCCUCCACAUGGCAGCGUGACUCCACAGAAGAACAGCAACCUGCUGGUGAUCAUCGUGGUGUCUGUGGGCGCCGUCACCGUUGUCGUCGUGGUCAUCGUGGCUCUCAUUUGCACGCGCCGAUCCUCCGCACAACAAAGGAAAAAGCGGGCCACACACAGCGCAGGGAAAAGGAAAGGAAGUCAGAAAGACCUGCGACCUCCUGACCUGUGGAUCCACCAUGAGGAGAUGGAGCUGAAGAACAUCGAGAAACCGUCCAGCUCCGCCCCGUCCGGCCGAGAAUCGCCAAUCCAGAGCUGCCAAGAGAUUGCCCCUGUCAGCCACAGCCAAUCAGAGAGCCAGAUGGGCAGCAAGAGUAGCCACUCAGGUGGUGACGCAGAUGAAGCCUCCAGCGGCAUAUCCACUCUAGACCGCUCCCUAGCCUCACGGAGGGCGACUCGCUCAAAGAUGAUGAUCCCUAUGGACUCUCAGCCCAGCAAUACACCGGUGGUCAGUGCCAUCCCGGUUCCCACGCUGGAGAGCAGUCAGUACCCGGGCAUCCUGCCGUCUCCAACAUGUAGCUACACCCCUCAUUCUAAAUUCACCCUCAGGCCGAUGCCCUUUUCCACGCUCACUGUGGACCGAGGCUAUGCCGCAGCCAUAACCACAGAGACCCCCCAGCCUCAGGCGUCUCUGAUCCCCUCCGUGCAGCCUGAAGCAACGGGGGCAGAGGAGAUGCCGAGCCGCUCCAUUCCCACGGCGUGUGUAAGACCCACACACCCCCUGCGUAGCUUCACCAACCCCCUCCUGCCCCCGCCCAUGGGCACCAUCGAGCCCAAAGUCUACACUCCCAUGAUGCCACAGCCAGGUGGCAGUCUCCCUAAACCCCAAGUCAAGACAGCUUCGUUAGGACAGGCUGGGAAAGCCAGAUCACCGCUACUUCCUGUCUCCGUUCCGACAGCACCCGAAACCGCAGAGGAAGGGCAGAAACCAGCAGAAGACCCCGCAAGUGUAUAUGAGCAGGACGACCUGAGCGAACAGAUGGCCAGUCUAGAGGGACUGAUGAAACAGCUGAACGCCAUCACCGGCUCGGCAUUUUAACGUCGGGGACGAACCGGCGGAAUCUGUGAUCUAGCGGAGGGCCGGCAUGCCAUGAACUGGGCCACCCACCUGUGACUUUUCAGACUCUCUGGUGUCCCGUGUCCCUCUGCUCCGGCCUUUAUUCCACUCAUGCGUUCAUCGGCAAAAACCCUGCGAUGAGACAAAAAAAAGGGGGAAAAAAAUAAAUCACAUGCAAGACUCAUAGAAGGGAGCUCUGUUUAGAGCUGGGCCACCUCAAGAUGAUUCGUUCACCAACGUUUUUGUCUUUUCUUUGCUUUCCACUCACACUGCAGCUUUGGCAAAUAUAAAUAAGAUGGAGAAGACUGGGCUCAGAAAAUGACACACUGUUUUCUCAGGUCCAUCUCUCUGCUGCUCUGUCGCUCCAUCUUUCCAAAAACUUUGCUGCGCUUUUCCAAAACACACAGAUCGUGACUUAAAUACUGCUUUGUGACGAAACAAGUCCACACUCGGUGGAUCGGGAAAUAAACAAUCCAUCUCGUUGCAAAUAUACCUCCAUUUCCUGACCAGUAGUUUGACCUACUAUGACUGUGUUAUAAUGCACAACUUCUAUACACUUAUCGUACCCUGUAUUACAUCAGUUUCAUUUCUUUCAGACACAUGAUGAAGCGUAUGAGCAAACAGUGAGACAUUACAGCAGCCAUGUUUUUUUUCCCCGUCCUCCGUCCAGCUAGAGGUGAGACGUCGCAGCUGGAAACCAGUGAACGAAACAAACACUGCGAACGAGCAAUUUCACUUCCACCCAGGCUGUUAUUUUACAGCUUUCCACGUCUACGCUGCGGGGCGUGAUGGCGGUCUUGUAGAUGAAAGACCCUGUCACAUAAAACGGUGUCAACAGCAAAACAUGCUGCUGCGUCAACACAUACCAUGUUUUACUUUUCUAUUCCUUUUUUCCCCCCCCAUCAUUUGUGCUUUGUCAAAUCUUGUAUUUUUUUUUUUUUUAUACAUGAGUGGGAGACAAAUAUUUGGAUGUGCCUCUAUUUUUUUUCCCUUUAUUUAUUGAUGCUGUCUGAAAGCAUCAGUGCAUAUAUUAUUUUAUUUUAUUUUAUUUUAGAAUUGCACUUGCGCAAACCUGCCAGAUAGAAAAUCAUUUGCAGGGCAAAAUAUGAAAAAAAAUAUGGAGGAAGAAGACGAGCGCCCGUGUCCUGCCAUUCCUUACGCCCAGAACAAGGCAUGGCGCCUACAUCAGAUAUUUUUCUUGUAUGCUGUACGCUGUACAUGUGUAAACUUUACUAUGGACAAAAUCAUGAACACUGUAGCAAGACAAGAAAAUAUGCUGUUUUUUUGUAUUGUACAGUUCCAAUAGAGCAAUUGAAGGGGAGAUCGUUAGUUAGGUGGUUUUAGGGGUAUUUUUUUUAGGGCUGGAGGAGGGGGGGUAUUAGGGUGGGAGGAAGGGCUGACGGGGGUUUUAAACCAGUAAAUUUAAUAUAUUGUUUAGAGUGUUCCUCAGUAAUUUAUCAUCAAGAUGGUGUGUCCAUUCUAUAAAUUAUUUCUCCAGUUAAAAUGAACAAAAACAGGACGUUGAGAGGAGUGAAUCCCUUACGCUAGUACGCACUUGCUCGUACAGGAACAAUAUGAGAAAACUCAAUUUUGCGUGGUUAGUGGUUCAGCAAUGAAGGACCAGAGUCAGAUCAAGCUAUUUUUAUUAUUUCUUCCAAAUUAGUUUUAGUCUUGACUUGAUUUCCAGUAUAAAUUUAGUUCCAAUAAGUGUCUAAUCAUUUGCCAAUUUGCCAACAGUUUGCCAUUAAAAAAAAAAAAAACAUGUUUGCAAAUUGGGUGUUUAUUAAGCUAAUUAUCGAUUUAAUAUAAUUCCCUCAAUUUGGACAUUUUGAUUAAGAAAUUGACCUCACUAAAAUACUACAUUGAUUCUAACAUUUCUAACCAAACCCCAAUACUGUGACAAACUUUUUAUAUAAUAAAGCGAAACCAAUAUCGUAUACGUAUUUUUCCAUCCUUCUUAAAUUGUCCAAUUUUAGCGUUGUUAACCAAACUAGAGUAGACAUUGAAAGGUACAAGUGUACAUUUUGUUGCCAUUUGAACGAGGGGAGAACGUUGCACACCUUCGAAAGUGUGAAACACACCCCCUUUGGCCAUUUCUACACACGACGUUGUAUACAAUUGCUGGUUUUGUAAUGCACUGUAGAACAGUCUAAUGGUCCUUUUUUAUAUAGAAAUGUUAUUUCAAUUGUGCAUUCUUUUGGUUUGAUAAAUAAAGUUUUUGAUAAUAAAAAAACAAGCAUCACUUCUUUCAAUAGUAUUUGAUUUACCUCUGUCUGGAAUCCCUCUGUCAUUCACUGCUUUGUAUAGAUCACGAAACGGAAAACUCAUCAUCGUGACCAGCUGUUAUAAUAACAAUCAACUAGGCAGGGGUCUCAAACUUAUUUAAGGGAAUGGGCCACAUUAUGCUUAGUCUAACAAUACUACAAACAAUACCUUUCAGAAAACUUCACUUUUUGUAAUCUCCCAAUCAUUCAGGUUUCUUAGUGGGUGGGUGUGGGUGUGUGGGUGGAUGGUUCAAGUGAGAAAAACAAACAUGACAAAUAUGAUGACGUUUAUGACAAGUUGAAAGAUUUAAUUGCCGAGAUUUCCAAGGUUGCAGUUUAACUAAAAACAACAACUUGUCUACUUUUGGGGACAUUCUCCACUACAUGAUGUGACGCCUCACUUUAACUGUGGCUGCGUACAGCCAAGUAGUUCAAAUUCUCUUGACUUUCUGCUUCCAAAACUACAGUUAAAGACAAACAACCUCCUCAUCAACCGAUCUUCAUCGUUAUUUCAUCUGCAUCACUGAGAAUAAUAAAUCUAAUCUAAAGAGCUAGCCAGGUUAGUUAU
This is a messenger RNA of Pangasianodon hypophthalmus (striped catfish), 7545 nucleotides long. RefSeq names its product DCC netrin 1 receptor (gene dcc). The record is from RefSeq and is a predicted model, not a curated record. Gene Ontology annotation, cellular component: membrane. Bases 355 to 4695 code for a protein of 1446 amino acids. The transcript is spliced from 29 exons. NCBI's taxonomy places the organism in Eukaryota, Metazoa, Chordata, Actinopteri, Siluriformes, Pangasiidae. Gene Ontology annotation, molecular function: protein binding. Gene Ontology annotation, biological process: cell-cell adhesion.